CUGGGUGGUCUUACUCUCUUUAUCCGCUUGACUAAAAAAAAUUGGCGUCGAGUGAUAGAGACGAAGAAGAAGAAGAAAAUGCCGUGCCUCAACCUCUCCACCAACGUUAACCUUGACGGCGUCGAUACAUCUUCCAUUCUCUCGGAAGCUUCCUCCACCGUCGCGAAAAUCAUCGGCAAGCCUGAGAACUAUGUGAUGAUUGUCUUGAAAGGCUCAGUGCCUAUGUCAUUUGGCGGGACCGAGGAUCCUGCAGCUUAUGGUGAAUUAGUUUCUAUCGGUGGCCUUAAUGCGGAUGUGAACAAGAAGCUAAGCGCUGCUGUUUCCGCCAUUCUUGAGACUAAGCUAUCGGUGCCCAAGUCUCGAUUCUUCCUCAAGUUUUAUGACACCAAGGACCAUCAAAGUCAAGAAUAUGCACAAUGUUUACACGCUUUACACCAGCACUACUAGGUCAUGAAUAGGGAACAAAUACAUCUUAUGUGUGUAAGUUCAUCAUCAUAAGACGGACCUAUAACUUUUACUCAUAAACUAGGCAUUAUAAACAAUUAAAUCAAAUGCAUAAACCGUUCCACUACUCGAAUUCAAUCUUUACACCCACACUGUUGAGUUAUUUAGGAGAUUCGUUCAACUUCUCUAAAUCCGUUGUCUAACUGGCUUAGAGGGUCAUCCAUCAUCUGGAGUGUUUAUGCCUAUAACCACCUGAUAUAUCAAUUAUACAUUUCUUUUCUCGUGUGGUUCUUCUUGCAGGGAUCCUUCUUUGGUUGGAACGGGGCGACUCUUUAAUUCCGUGGUAGGUGAUUAGUGUGAUUGUCUUGAAAUGUAUGAUCUACUCUCAUCGAUCAAGUAACUUUGAACUACUUCGUAUUGUAAACAUAUCUAAGGUUUGAUGGAGUUGCAUUAAGAAAUAACAUUUAUGCUAUAUAUGAUGCUACAACUUACUAUCAGGGUAAACAAUGGUUAUUUAGUCUUUGUCUACUCGUUAGAUAUAAUUAUGUUUAGAAUUCGAAGAUGAAUGUUAUCAAAGAAAAAAGGAUUUGACAUUGUCAAGUCUACUACUCCAUAUGACA
Messenger RNA from Arabidopsis thaliana (thale cress), 1064 nucleotides. Its product is annotated as Tautomerase/MIF superfamily protein. The transcript is spliced from 3 exons. NCBI's taxonomy places the organism in Eukaryota, Viridiplantae, Streptophyta, Magnoliopsida, Brassicales, Brassicaceae. The record is from RefSeq and is marked reviewed. The coding region runs from base 79 to 447 and encodes 122 amino acids.